CUACGUUUGAAAACAGUAUGUUUACCGCCAAUGGCUUAUUUAUUUAGAAAUGAAUUAAAAUUGGAUUUACAAUUUAGUUUGCUAUGGCGGAUUUUAAAAUUCAUCAUCAGCUUAGUGAGCUUGUAAAGUGUUUGGGAAUUUCGGAGAAACUUUGUGAAGGUGCAUUAUGUGAUGACUAUGUAGAGAGUUUAGAAAAAAGUAGAACACCGUACAUUAAUAAUAAAGUUAAAUCAAUUUCACUUGUUAAAAGAAUGGCUGAAUUUUCCCCUUGUUCUGAUGAAGUCUUUCAGAAAUAUGAUGAAUUAAAGCUAAAACAGAUAAGAGAAGUAGACCCUAUGGUGCAUCUCCUGUCUCAAAUUCAAAAUGAUGAAAAAGUCAAAAAGUUGCUGAAAAUUAAUACACCUGUAACUGUUAUUGAAAGUAAUGGCUUGGAUAAAAACUGUAAAGCUAUCAACCAUUUAUCUUCUCCAUCUUUUAAGAGAAAGGAACCCAAAAGAAAUGCACGACAGGAUCUUGAAAUUUCACCUUCUUGGUUCCAUGAAAGGCCACAUUUAAGUUGGAAUUUUGUUUCACAACCAAGAUCUGAUUUUAAGCAUAGUGGUCCAAUUGGUACUUUGCCAGUUAAUGUGCAAGAAAGUCGACUUAUUGAUGAUAUUCUCUUUUGUCUUGUGGGAGUUGAAGGAGAUUAUAUUCGUCUGCAAAAAGGAUUAAGUUCAGAAAAUAAAGUAUCAUUUUAUUUAGAUGAAAGUAUAAAUGUUUCAUUGAAACAAUUAGUGAAUAAUAUUUUACCCUUAUGCUCUCAUUACUCUACAAUAAUGAAUUUUGUUGAAGAGAACAUGGAGUAUGAAGCUGGUCUGGUCAAUCAUGCUCUUGCUGCAGCAAUGCAUGCUUUUUUGAAAGAUCACCUAGUUUUUGUUUCUCAGCUAGAAAAUCAACAUUUGCAGCAUGAGUUAACUCUUCAAAAAUUAUGGUUUUAUAUCCAGUCUUCUAUGGAUACCAUGGAAACCAUUGCUAAAAUUGCUUCCAUAUUGACUAAGGGGAACUGCUUUGGGGGAAAUGUUCUCACAGCACUUCAUGAACACACUGCCUCUUUAAUUGGAUCUACUAAAUCUCAAGAAAUAUGCCAUACAUUAACUAGAGCUGCAUCAUGUCCUUAUUUUGAAAUUUUAGACAAAUGGAUAUACAAAGGAAUUAUCUCUGAUCCUUAUUCUGAAUUUUUAGUUGAAGAUAAUGAACUCAUUAAAAAAGAAGAUUUGCCAGUUGAGUAUAGUGAUGCUUAUUGGGAAAAACGUUAUACCAUACGCAGAGAACUGAUACCCGUUUUUCUAGAAAAGUGUGCUGAUAUGAUUUUGAGAACUGGAAAAUAUCUAAAUGUUAUCAGGCAGUGUGGAAAAACUAUUAAUUACCCCAAUGCAAAACCCAUAACUUACAGUGUAAGGGCAAGCCAGUAUAUAGAAUGCAUUGAACCAGCUUAUCAUUUUGCCAGCAAGAAACUACUUGACCUUUUGAUGGAUGAUGCAGACUUAAAAGGACGGUUGCUGUCAGUAAAGCAUUACUUUCUCCUGGAUCAAGGGGAUUUCAUUGUGCAAUUCAUGGACAUGGCAGAAGAAGAGUUGCAAAAGGACAUUGACGAUGUCAUGCCAACUAGACUAGACUCUCUCUUGGAAUUAGCGCUUCGUACUAGUGUCGUUAAUGAAGAUAAAUACAAAGAUGAUGUCAGAGUGGAAUUACUACCACAUGAUCUACUAACUCAGAUGUUCAAAAUAUUACAGAUACCACCAGACAAGGAAAAUGAUCAUGACAUGUCUGAAAAUAUGGUUUUAUCCGGGUUGCAGGCUUUUGCUUUUGCUUAUGAAGUUAAAUGGCCUCUGUCUUUAGUUAUAAAUGGAAAGGCAUUAACUUGUUAUCAAAUGCUUUUUCGGCAUUUAUUUUAUUGCAAGCAUAUAGAAAGGCUUUUAGGACAGGUUUGGACUUUAAAUAAGAGGGCAAAAUCUUUGCCUUCGUCUGAAAGUUGUUUCUAUACCUCAGCUUUCGCUCUUCGUCAACGCAUGCUUAAUUUUAUUCAAAAUCUUGACUAUUAUUUGACAUUAGAAGUAAUUGAACCUCAUUGGAUUGAUUUUUUCAAACGUAUAUCACAAGUAACGAAUGUAGAUGAAGUACUGAUUUGCCAUAAUGACUUUCUAGAUAAAUGUCUCAAUGAUUGUAUGCUUACAAAUCCAAAACUGCUACAUAUUCUUGGAACACUUAUGAGACUUUGUGUAGAGUUUUCAGAAUUUUUUGAAACUGCUACAAGAUCAGAUGAGGCAUAUACAUCAAUAGGAGAUAGCAUGUUAAUCUCUUUUGGUGAACAGACACUUCCAGAAAUGUCUAGUUUUCCAGCUAGUUUGGAAAAUUUUCGCCAACAAGUUGAAAAUUUUGGAGAAAGUUUUGACAAAGCAAUUGUUUGCAUGCUGAAAAUUUUGCAUGAUGUUAAUCAAACAAAGCAUACUUCAAAAAUUAUCAACAUGCUUUACAGAUUAGAUCUAAGUCCCUUCUAUGAUGAACUAAGUAUGAAGUUUGAAAAUCAGAGUACUGUGUCUGAGUGAAACACUCACUUUUGUAAGCUUCAUUUGAUUGGUGAUGCCAUAAACUUGUUACAACACACUGCACUCUUCAAUAUAAGUUUGUAAUAUAGUGUAAAAAAAAUCCAAAGUGAAACUUAAAACAAGCUGUUGAAUGGCCAUAUUGUUAAUGCUCUACCCAUUUUUGACUCACUUAGUCUUCCCCAAAUCUGUCAUGCUGUUUGUUGUUUGAAGUAGAUUCAUUAGUGUGCCAAACAUGGAAAUUAUGUAUCUGUUUGUGUACGAAAUAUUUAUUUUGAUGAUUUUUGUUUAAUAGUUUCUUGUAAAUAAAUCACUAGUGAAAUUA
Uloborus diversus is the source of this 2907-nucleotide messenger RNA. Its product is annotated as gamma-tubulin complex component 2-like. NCBI's taxonomy places the organism in Eukaryota, Metazoa, Arthropoda, Arachnida, Araneae, Uloboridae. The transcript has 26 exons. The coding region runs from base 84 to 2585 and encodes 833 amino acids. Gene Ontology annotation, biological process: mitotic cell cycle; meiotic cell cycle; microtubule nucleation. Gene Ontology annotation, molecular function: gamma-tubulin binding; microtubule minus-end binding. Gene Ontology annotation, cellular component: spindle pole; centrosome; gamma-tubulin small complex. The record is from RefSeq and is a predicted model, not a curated record.